Messenger RNA from Thecamonas trahens ATCC 50062, 582 nucleotides. RefSeq lists its product as uncharacterized. The coding region runs from base 1 to 582 and encodes 193 amino acids. The record is from RefSeq and is a predicted model, not a curated record. NCBI's taxonomy places the organism in Eukaryota, Apusomonadida, Apusomonadidae. The transcript has 2 exons.
AUGGCAAGCCACGCCACCGACGGCAUCGCAGCUGGCUGGCGUGUUCUCAAGCAGCGUCGCGGAGCCUAUGCUGGGCCGCGGCGGUGGCGGCGGUGGUGGCUGCCGGCUGGCGCGGUGGCGAUCGGCGUGUCGGACACGUCUGUCGACGAGUUUGUGGCGUUGGCCGUUGUGGCCGGCCUCGCGGUGGUGGUCUGCCUCGGGCUCUGCUUCCUCUCGGUCAUUGCUGCCGCAGGCAUUGCGCCAGGAGAGCCGUUUGAACCGCGGGCAGGUAUCCAUCGCGACGAUGCGGUGGCCGUGCAAAAGUGGGAGGCGCGUGCGUCGGCGAGUGCCCAGUAUCCGCAGCCGGACGUCGGGCUCGCGUCGUGGGUCGACGCGCAGCAGGCGGCGGCACCGAAUCCCGCGCGGCGAAUCCGGCCGGCAGGCGCAGUGGCACCGUCUCCGCCGGCCACGCCAGCGCCAGUCACACCUGCGCCGGCCACGCCUGUCCUCCGCAAUGCACCAAUCUCGCCAGUGGCGUACGCGGUCUCGCCGUCGCCGAUACAGGCUCAAGGCCCCGGGAUGAUGAUGGCGGUCUCGCCGUAG